AUGCCGAAGCCCCCGCUGCUGCUGCGGGGGAGCCGCCCCGGGGACAGCGAGCUGGGGCGGCAGUUCCGGGACUGGUGCCUCCGCACCUACGGGGACUCGGCCAAAACCAAGACGGUGACCCGGAGCAAGUACCAGCGCAUCGCCGAGGUGCUGCAGGGGGGAGCCGGCUCGGGCACCGGCUCCGGCGGGGGGGAGAAAGGCAAGUUCCAGUUCUGGGUCCGGUCCAAGGGCUUCCGGCUGGGAAGCGGCACCCGGGAGGCGGCGAAGAUGGGUCAAGUGGUGUAUGUGCCGGUGAAAACGGGAACGGGGGCAGAUGGACUGUCGGAGCCUGAGGGCAUCUCUCUGAAACGCGUUGCUGUGGUGGAAGAUUUCUUUGACAUCAUCUACUCGAUGCAUGUGGAGAGCUCAGCAGAGCCAGGCAAAGCACCCAAACAUGCUGGCCAGAAGAAAACCUAUCGAGCGAUUGCAGAGACCUAUGCUUUCCUUCCAAGAGAAGCUGUGACCAGGUUCCUGAUGAGUUGCACUGAGUGCCAGAAGAGGAUGCAUUUUAACUCCAAUGGACUGGAGCCCAAAGAAAAUGAGCCACCCUCCUCUUUGGUCUCUGGAAUCAUUGACUACAACAUGCCUCUCACCUCCACCUAUCUGAAGCAAAUGAAGCUGCGGGUCAUGAAUUCACAGGAGCAGGAUGAGACGUCGGUGAGCAGCGAGGAUUUUGAUAUGAAUGACUCCACAUGGAUCUCGGCUGACCAGCAUCUUAACUCCAGUUUGAGCCCCAGUCAGGACGAGAGCAUGCGCAGCCCUCAGAAUCUCCACAGCCAGGAGGAUGAUGAUUCCUCAUCAGAGAGCUGCAGUGGGAACGGCUCCUCCACCCUGAACCCCUCCACCUCCAGCAGCACGCAGGGAGACAGCACCUUCCCAGAAAUGAACGGGAAUGGAACUGCUGCCCCCAUGGACUUCACUGCUUCAGCCGAGGACCAGCCCAUCAACCUGUGUGACAAGCUCCCGCCUGCCCAUGUCACUCCUUCCUACCAGUCAGACAGCUGUGCUGACGGGCUGCGGAGCCGGGUGAAGUACACAGCAAAGACUACAGCCGAGUCCCCUCCAUACAGUUCUGGCAGUUAUGACUCCAUCAAGACCGAGGUCAGUGGCUGUCCGGAGGACCUGACCGUUGGCAGAGCGCCCACAGCAGAUGAAGAUGACGACGACCAUGACGACCACGAAGAUAACGAUAAGAUAAAUGACUCAGAGGGGAUGGAUCCAGAGCGAUUAAAGGCCUUCAAUAUGUUUGUGCGCCUUUUUGUGGAUGAGAAUCUGGACCGAAUGGUUCCCAUCUCCAAGCAGCCCAAAGAGAAAAUCCAGGCGAUCAUCGAGUCCUGCAGCCGACAGUUCCCUGAGUUCCAGGAGAGAGCUCGCAAACGCAUUCGCACUUACCUCAAAUCCUGCCGCCGUAUGAAGAAGAACGGCAUGGAGAUGACCAGACCCACCCCACCACAUCUGACCUCAGCCAUGGCAGAAAAUAUCCUUGCAGCUGCAUGCGAGAGUGAAACACGGAAAGCAGCCAAGAGAAUGCGACUGGAGAUAUAUCAGACAUCCCAGGAUGAGCCGAUCGCCUUGGAUAAGCAGCACUCCAGAGAUUCCACAGCCAUCACGCACUCCUCCUAUUCACUGCCAGCUUCGUCUUACUCCCAGGAUCCGGUCUACAUCAACGGAAGCUUGAACUACAGUUACCGUGGCUAUGGGACGCUUGGAGGCAGCCUGCAGCCACCCACUUCACUGCAAACAGGGAACCACAGUAACGGUCCUACUGAUCUCAGCAUGAAAGGUGGGGCCUCAAGUACAGCCCCUUCUAACAGCACCAGCAGGGGGAUGCCAGCUGCUCAGCUCAGCCCCACAGAGAUCAGUGCAGUGCGGCAAUUGAUUGCCGGCUACCGAGAGUCAGCGGCUUUUCUUCUUCGGUCUGCAGAUGAACUGGAAAACCUCAUUUUACAGCAGAACUGA
Emys orbicularis (European pond turtle) is the source of this 1998-nucleotide messenger RNA. RefSeq names its product nucleolar protein 4 like (gene NOL4L). Lineage: Eukaryota; Metazoa; Chordata; Testudines; Emydidae. The record is from RefSeq and is a predicted model, not a curated record. The transcript is spliced from 11 exons. Bases 1 to 1998 code for a protein of 665 amino acids.